CGACAGAAAGACAGCCACCUAGCUACGCAGUUGUUUGCUUUAUCGGAUUUGUUGGAAUUUUCCACUACGGAGUUUGUUUACAAUAUAGUUUAGAAGUACCGUGUAGACUGGCGGAUAAUACACCAAAACAAAACCGGAACGGAGCAUUUCGAGAAAUAGUUGCGAUCUCUCCGGGGCUACGUGUCGCAGUUCAUCCGUUUUUUGUUUUGGACUUUGAGGAGCGGAUGGGGUUAACUAACUGUUAGCAUCGUUCGGUUAGAUAAGCUACUGGAGCCCGGAGCGGGGUUAGCCUUUAGUAGUUGAGAUGGAGUUUCUUGGAGUCGGCGGAGGAACAGGUGGAGUGGUGGUGAGCGGUGGUAACGUCCCGGCCUUUCUUACUAAACUGUGGACCCUUGUGGAAGACCCGGAGACAGACCCUCUUAUCUGCUGGAGCCCGAGUGGAACCAGCUUCCAUGUUUUCGAUCAAUGCCGGUUCUCUAAGGAGGUCCUACCAAAGUUCUUCAAACACAACAACAUGGCCAGCUUUAUUCGACAGCUCAACAUGUAUGGUUUCCGUAAGGUGGUGCACAUCGAGCAGGGUGGCUUGGUGAAACCAGAGAAAGAUGACACAGAGUUCCAACAUCCAUUUUUCGUCAGAGGGCAAGAGCACCUCCUGGAGCACAUCAAACGAAAAGUCACCAACGUGUCAUCAGUCCGUCAGGAAGAAAUGAAGAUCUCGACAGAUGAAGUCAACAAAAUCCUGACCGACGUUCAGCUGAUGAAGGGAAAACAGGAAACCAUCGACUCCAGGAUCAUCGCCAUGAAACAUGAGAAUGAGGCUUUAUGGAGGGAGGUGGCCAGUCUGAGACAGAAACAUGUGCAGCAGCAGAAAGUUGUCAACAAGCUGAUCCAUUUUCUGGUGUCUCUUGUCCAGACCAACAGAAUCAUGGGAGUCAAGAGGAAGAUACCCCUGAUGCUCAAUGACUCUAUCUCCGCCCACUCUAUGCCGAAGUACAGCCGACCCCUGACGCUGGAGCACAUUCAGAACGCAGCCGCCAAUCUCCUCUCACCGGAUUCACCGCUGAAUUCUGGACCGAUCAUCUCGGACAUCACAGAGGAAGCGCCGUCCUCCCCGGAGGAAGCGCUGUCCUCCCCAGAGGACGCAGCCACUGACUGGACCAGCCUGGAAGAGAACCGCUCGACUUUUAUCAAAGAGGAGCCAAGCAGUCCCGAGGUGGAGGAGUGUCCUGUUCUGGAGGUGGAGCAGGAUUCACUCCCAGCAAACGUUGACACGCCUCUGUCCCCCACCACCUUCAUCAACUCUAUACUUCAGGAGGAAACGCAGCUGCCGCAGGUCACCUCCUCCUCCUCCACCACCACCACUGCUACCACCACCAUCACCCCAGCAGCUCCGCCUGUGGUUGUGAUGAGCCCCGCCUCUGCCGGGCCCGUUCAGUCGGCUCCUACCGUCAAAUUUCCGGCCUCUGUUUCCAGCUCGAACUCCGCCUCGGUCCCAAGCCCCGCCAAUCCUAAACAGAAAUGUCAGACCAUCGCCCGACUCGACAGGUUCCUCCCCCCACCGCCUGCAGGUGGACACACACCUGAUGUUUGGCGCGUCCUAUCGAAACAUCCUGAGAAGUUCGAACUCUCCGAUCACGUCGACAGUAUUGACAACAGUUUAGAAAACCUGCAGGGUAUUUUGAACUCUCAAACCUUCACCUUUGACCCGUCUCCCUUCAUGGAGUUCUUCAGCUCAUCCAUUCCCUCUGCAGACUUUGACAUCGAAAGUUUGGAUAAUCUGCUGUCUGACGAAGCCCCUAAAGAAAGUGAAGACAGAACAGGGAAGCAGCUGGUGCAGUACACCGCCACGCCUCUCCACCUGACUGAGCCGGUGGUCCUGGGGGAAGGCGACGCCGACCUCCCGUCCCUCCUGGAGUACGAAACGGAGCCGCUGUUCAACUCGGAUGCGGCUGGCGACGACCCGCCCGACGUCCUGCUGAGCCCCUCCCAACUGGACUCUAACCUCUAAUAUCCUGAAGAAUGUAAUGACUCCUCAGUAACAACAUGACACUGGGCAGCAGCUCAGCAGCAGCAAUAGACGACGACAACGAAGAAAUCGAUGGGUUGUAGAUCAAUCAUUAGGUCAAAUGUCAUGUUUUUAUCAGGCAGAUGUUAUUAAUCGAUAUUAAUCCAUUUCUAUACUUUAGGAUUUUUAUUUUAGGUUUUAUUUUUGUGUUUGCCACCUAAAUCAAAACCUUUCUUUGUUGCUUGUUGUAAAAAAAAAAAAAAAACAGGAAUGAAAAGUUUAAAAAAAAAAACAAAACAAACCGGGGUCACAUGCGCCUGCUGGUGUGUUCAGGGACAGAUCUGGAGGCGGUCGCACAGCGCGUGAUGUCGGGAUCAUGUGACCCUGGUGAUUACCGCAUUGCAUGUUUAAGUCACAUUUGAUGGCUGUAUUUGUUUUCACGUUUAUAAUUUAAACAUAAAGAAGAGGAUCGGAAUAUUUUUGGAAGAUUUUAUUGCAGAGUGUUUAUCCUCGUCCUGUUGUUUCAUCAGACAGGAUCGCUUCGAUCCAGACCUUUCCUGAGGUCUACUGCGUAUUUUCUAACGCUGGACCCCUGAUUAGGCAUGGGCCGCUACGACAAGUCUGACGGUGUGUGUGAAAAAUGCUACAGUAUCACUGUAUGUACACAAACAUGUAUGACACGAUCAGUCUGCAAAUAUCUCUACUGCUACUAAAAUUGCUGUUAUGUUAUCAGCAAAACUUAUUGAUUAUUUUAGGUUUUUAUACUUAGAUUUAAGCAGAGAUGUAGAAUAAAACACUUGGUUGUUUUAGUGAUUUUUGAAACGCUUGUUGUGCUGAAUAUUGUAGCUUUUGUCAGUGUUUUUGCGAGUGGAAAGUGGAAAGGAUGCAAGAGUUUUAAUAGAUGACCAGGAGAGCGCAGCAAUAAGUCAGAACAUUCUGGCAUUUUUGGUAUUUUCUGAGCUUUUAGGAAAGAACAGAAUGGUGGAAAAUCUCAACGGUUUUUUGGAACCGCAGCUUUUUAAAACCUUGGUAGACUCUGAUACCGGUAGCUGGCCCAUGCCUACUCCUGAUAGUGCUGGAGUUUUGACAGAAACUUAAAGUAUCUCCAAAACAAAAAUAAGAUGAAAAACUUAUUUUUGCAACUAACAAGAGGUUUGUUAUGCUGGAGAGUUUUGACUGGACCACUUGCUCACAGAAAACAAGCUAGGUUAAAUCACUGUUUACUUUUCUUAGAAGGUUUCUCCGUCUGGUCUAAAACGCAUUAGUUUGUCAGCAGCUCCAUCAGUUUUCUACAUUUUGGACCCAUUUUUCCCAAAGUGAGUUUAGAGUGGGGGCAUUUCUGUGUAAUGGUACUUUUGUUGGGUCCAGUGUUGCCAGAACCAGAUCAGAUUUAUGGCAAAAACUUACUUCAGGACAUCAGGUGUCGCGUUUCAGUUUUAAUGAAACGUAUCCAAGAUUGUUUGUACUCACAGUCUCAAGCAUGGAUUCACCUUUUAUACUCACGUUUCUUUUAUUUGAAUAAACUUCCAACUUCAGCUGCGGAAGGAUUAUUAGAGCUUAAAGUGAAGUUACUUUAUUUAAAAUGUAUAAGGAAAGUUUGGCUGGGAUUGUGCAGGUUUAAUAUAUUACAAUAGCAAAGAUGUGUGUUUGAAACAAGGGCUGCACAUUAAGAAAACAUGAGAUUGCAACUUUAUUGAAGAAUAUACGCCACAUUUUCCUCACUCUUAACUUCUCCAUCAACACUCCACCGUCUUUCUAGAGGUUUAGCCUCAAAAACCUUAUUGGGUGUGGAAAUGCUACAACUGAACAAAUGCAAAUCUUAAUAACUUAAUUAUUGAAAAGUUGGUUCACUUCAAAAGGAUAAGCUUAUGAGUAUUCUUUACACACACAGAUAUAUUUCCAGCGGCUAACAUCUAAUGGAAAACAAAAAUUCAGGUUCUCAGAAUAUUAAGUUACAAUUUAAAAAAAGGACGUUUGAUCCUGAAGUUCAGGCAAACUGAAACAACAUCAGCAGUCAGUACCUGGUUGGGACUCAUUUUGCAUGAAUUACUGCAUCAAUGCGGCAUAGAAUGGAGGCGCUGAUGAUGUUUUAAACUUGGUUUUCAGCUUAUCUGCAUUGUUGAGUCCGACAUUUCAUCUCCAACUUGACAGAACCCGAUAGAUUCUCUGUGAGGGUGAGGUCAGUUUGCAGGCGUAUUAAUGACUAAAUCCCAAUGAAAUCAUCAUCUUGAAGGUUAGCAGCAGAUAAAAUCAUUGAGUUCUCUGAAAUUAAUCUCAAGCAGACUCUUGAUUAGACUUUGCUUCGCUUCCUUAUUACACCUGUAUUAGAUUAUGUUGCUCGUGCACCUUCUACCAUACUUUUUCCUUCCACCCAACUUUCCAUUUUUAGGCUUGAUCAACAUAAUAUGUUUGGAUUAAUAUCCUGUUGCUCUUCUAUAACAUUCACAUUUUCAGAGAAUCUGAAUUUUGGGAUUUCAUUCGCUGUAAUCACAAUAAUCUAAAUAAAAACACUUUAAGCAAAACACUUGCUCCUUAUCAAAUGCAUAUGAAACAAAAAUAUAGAUCAUAAAUGAUUGACUUGAUUUAUACAUUUUAGAUUUAAUCUGAUCUACAAUAAAUUCUCAGUUUAAAUGCAUCAAGCACAAGUCUCUGACAGUGAGGUGGCUCCUGAUGUCCUGAUGCGUCGGUCCUCAGAUGCGCUACAGGUUUGUCAGACGCUGUAGACGGGAAGCUCUGCCAUGUAAAAACCGCCGCGAAUAAUAUAUUGACUUUAUUUGAUUUUUGCAUUUAAUUCCGACAAACAAGCCAUCCAUCUUUAAUUUUCUUGACGGCUCUCUACAUGUUGGGAAGAGGAGGGUCGAAUGUUGAAGUAUUCUGGUUGCAAAACUUUUGUUCAAUAAAUUGUUUUGAACACA
This is a messenger RNA of Xiphophorus hellerii (green swordtail), 4920 nucleotides long. RefSeq names its product heat shock transcription factor 1 (gene hsf1). The transcript is spliced from 15 exons. The coding region runs from base 305 to 2008 and encodes 567 amino acids. NCBI's taxonomy places the organism in Eukaryota, Metazoa, Chordata, Actinopteri, Cyprinodontiformes, Poeciliidae. The record is from RefSeq and is a predicted model, not a curated record. Gene Ontology annotation, molecular function: DNA-binding transcription factor activity; sequence-specific DNA binding. Gene Ontology annotation, biological process: regulation of DNA-templated transcription.